Molecule: messenger RNA, 393 nt
Organism: Scaptodrosophila lebanonensis
Lineage: Eukaryota; Metazoa; Arthropoda; Insecta; Diptera; Drosophilidae
Gene: Cpr49Ag
Product: endocuticle structural glycoprotein SgAbd-4
Exons: 2
Coding region: 1-393 (130 amino acids)
Cellular component (GO): chitin-based extracellular matrix
Molecular function (GO): structural constituent of chitin-based larval cuticle
Source: RefSeq, a predicted model, not a curated record
AUGUAUAGAAUUGCAAGCAUCUUGUGCUCAGCCGUGCUGUUCGCCUUCGUACUGGCACGUCCGCAGGACUUGGAGCGUGCUGCUGCAACCACAACGCCAGCCACCAUUGUGAAGCAGGAUAAUGUGAACAAUCCGGACGGCAGUUUCAACAGCAGCUACGAGACCUCGAAUGGGAUACGCGUGGAGAACAUUGGCUACCUCAAGAAGAUAAUUAUACCAAAAACGGAAACACCCGAUGGUCAGGUGAUUGACGAGCACGAGGAGCUGGUGCUGGUGCAGACCGGCUCGUACAGCUACAGCGAUCCCGAUGGAAAUGUCAUCACACUGCGCUAUGUGGCCGAUGAGAACGGCUUUCAGCCGCAGGGCGAUCAUUUGCCGGUGCCGCCGCAGUAG